AUGAAUCAUCUAGAUGAUUAUUAUGGCAGCCCUCGCACUAAGGCACAGGAUUAUUAUGGCAGCCCUCGCACUAAGGCACAGGAUUAUUAUGACAGCCCUCGCACUAAGGCACAGGAUUAUUAUGGCAGCCCUCGCACUAAGGCACAGGAUUAUUAUGACAGCCCUCGCACUAAGGCACAGGAUUAUUAUGGCAGCCCUCGCACUAAGGCACAGGAUUAUUAUGACAGCCCUCGCACUAAGGCACAGGAUUAUUAUGGCAGCCCUCGCACUAAGGCACAGGAUUAUUAUGACAGCCCUCGCACUAAGGCACAGGAUUAUUAUGGCAGCCCUCUCACUAAGGCACAGGAUUAUUAUGGCAGCCCUCGCACCAAGGCACAGGAUUAUUAUGGCAGCCCUCGCACUAAGGCACAGGAUAAUUAUGACAGCCCUCGCACUAAGGCACAGGAUUAUUAUGGCAGCCCUCGCACUAAGGCACAGGAUUAUUAUGGCAGCCCUCGCACUAAGGCACAGGAUUAUUAUGGCAGCCCUCGCACUAAGGCACAGGAUUAUUAUGGCAGCCCUCGCACUAAGGCACAGGAUAAUUAUGACAGCCCUCGCACUAAGGCACAGGAUUAUUAUGGCAGCCCUCGCACUAAGGCACAGGAUUAUUAUGGCAGCCCUCGCACUAAUGCACAGGAUCGCUGUUGCUUCCCCCACACACUGAGACACAGGAUCACUAUCAUUUUCUUCACACAAUGA
This is a messenger RNA of Hyla sarda, 738 nucleotides long. RefSeq lists its product as uncharacterized. The record is from RefSeq and is a predicted model, not a curated record. NCBI's taxonomy places the organism in Eukaryota, Metazoa, Chordata, Amphibia, Anura, Hylidae. The coding region runs from base 1 to 738 and encodes 245 amino acids. The transcript is spliced from 2 exons.